UCGCUUUUGUCUGCUCUGUUCUUUCUCUCUCCUCUUUCGUUCCCUUUAAAAUGGUGUAAGAGGAAGAGAGCGGGAACGUGUAUCGUACAGCUCCUCUUUGCUUUCUCUCCUGCAGAGCAUUUCUUGCUUGUUCUUCCUUGAAGCUCAAUCUCUUGCAUUGAGAUCCGCGCUUCGGUUUUUGCCUUCCAUUUCCAUUUCUCCUCCAAAGCUUUUUCAGCUUGCUGUUAUGGCUCCUUCACCAAAUGGAACAACAAACAAUGCUCAUCCUUCCCCACACCCACCACUAAAUGAGAGAAUACUUUCAUCAAUGACUAGGAGGUCUGUUGCUGCACAUCCCUGGCAUGAUCUUGAAAUAGGACCUGAUGCUCCAAAGAUUUUCAACUGUGUGGUUGAAAUAGGAAAAGGAAGCAAAGUGAAGUACGAACUUGACAAAAGAACUGGUCUGAUCAAGGUUGAUCGGAUUCUUUACUCAUCUGUUGUGUACCCUCAUAACUAUGGCUUCAUUCCUCGAACUCUUUGCGAGGACAACGAUCCCAUGGAUGUCUUGGUCAUCAUGCAGGAGCCAGUUCUUCCUGGAUGUUUUCUGAGGGCUAAAGCUAUAGGCCUUAUGCCUAUGAUUGACCAGGGUGAAAAAGAUGACAAGAUUAUAGCAGUUUGUGCUGAUGAUCCCGAAUAUCGUCACUACAAUGACAUCAAGGAGCUCCCACCACAUCGAUUGGCUGAGAUUCGCCGCUUCUUUGAAGACUACAAGAAGAAUGAGAACAAGGAGGUAGCUGUGAAUGACUUUCUGCCAGCCGCUGAUGCCUUCAUGGCCAUCAAACACUCAAUGAACCUCUAUGCAGACUACAUUGUGGAGAGCUUGAGGCGGUAGUCACCUCUAAGCAAAAUUUGUAAUCGUGAUUACAUUCACAUCAUAAUACAUUGGAAAGCCUUCAUCGAAAUUGGUUUUGUUUCAAAGGGAAAAAGUUCGUCGUCUCUAUGGUUUGUUAAUAUGCUUUCAUACUUGAAUUUACACUGCUAUAUGUUAGGGAAAAGAUGAUGCUGAUAAAUGAUUGUAUCAAGGAUUGAACCAAAAUAUGUUACACAGCUAUCAUACUAGUGUUAGAGUAAUGGCUUUAUUUUUUGAUUUUUUUUUAAAGCCUAUUGUAAUGAAUCUAUACUUUCUAUUCUACUAGUCUUAUUGGGUUCCAUGAUCAUUGAUCCCA
Benincasa hispida (wax gourd) is the source of this 1205-nucleotide messenger RNA. Its product is annotated as soluble inorganic pyrophosphatase 4-like. Gene Ontology annotation, cellular component: cytoplasm. Gene Ontology annotation, molecular function: magnesium ion binding; inorganic diphosphate phosphatase activity. NCBI's taxonomy places the organism in Eukaryota, Viridiplantae, Streptophyta, Magnoliopsida, Cucurbitales, Cucurbitaceae. Gene Ontology annotation, biological process: phosphate-containing compound metabolic process. The record is from RefSeq and is a predicted model, not a curated record.